AUGAGUGACGCUGCAGAAAUCCUAAAGUCAGUCCAGAUAGGUUUAAAUGUCGUCAUAUUUCUUCUCAACACUGAUCGUGGCCCACAAGCGACUGAGUUAUGUAAUGAAUGUGCAAUUCUACUUCAAAACCUUGACUGUGGUAGUCACCUUGAUAUCUCCAAUGUAAUAUCCAAUGCAUACUACGCCAUCUCUGGUGACACAAGUGCGGUAAGAUAUGCCAAAAGACUUCUUUACACGUUGCACCACGCUGGAAGACUAACCAUUCAACUGGGAGACAAAUAUAAAGCGCAGCGCCGGUUUGUAGAGGCAAAGCAACUUUUCAAUAGCGCACUCAUCAUCAUGCAAACGACUGGUCACAAAAGAGAAGAAGCCAUAGCUCACGGACGACUUGGAACUGUAUGUAUGAGCCUCAAUGAAAUGCAGAAGGCAAAAAAACACCUUGAGAAAACACUCACCAUGGGGAUAGAAAUUGGCGACAGACAAGCAGAAGGAAGAGGCGAAUAUCAGAAGGCUAAAGAAUAUUAUGAGAAAGCACUUACCAUCGCGAUAGAAAAUGGCGACAGACAAGGAGAAGGAACAAUUAAUGGAAACCUCGGAAAUGCGAAGGAAUGUCACAACAAAGCACUUGCUAUUGCGAUAGAAAUUGGCAACAGAGAAGGGCAAGGAGCAUUUAACGGGAACCUCGGAGAUGUGUUUUAUUCGUUAGGCGAAUAUCAGAAGGCUAAAGAAUUUCACGAUGAAGCACUUGCCAUCGCGAUAGAAACUGGCGACAGACGAGGAGAAGGAAGGGCUAAAGAUUAUUACGAGAGAGCACUUGCCAUGGCGAUAGAAAUAGGCACGAAAGAAGACGAAGCAACAACUAACAGGAACCUCGGAAAUUUGUUUCAUUACCAAGGCGAUUACCAGAAGGCUAAAGAAUAUUACGAGAAAGCACUUGCCAUAAAGACAGAAAUCGGCGUAAGAAAAGAAAGCAAAAGAAUAUUGUGUGAAAGCGCUUACCAUCAGCAGAGAAUGUGGCCAUAG
Pocillopora verrucosa is the source of this 1023-nucleotide messenger RNA. The record is from RefSeq and is a predicted model, not a curated record. Lineage: Eukaryota; Metazoa; Cnidaria; Anthozoa; Scleractinia; Pocilloporidae.